This is a messenger RNA of Symbiodinium necroappetens, 2208 nucleotides long. Lineage: Eukaryota; Dinophyceae; Suessiales; Symbiodiniaceae. The record is from the annotation of a GenBank genome assembly.
AUGUCAGGAGGUGGAGCCGAGAGCUCGAGCUCCAUCCAGCUGCCCUGGCAGGCCAUACCGCGCUUCAUUUGUGGGACAACGGAUGUUACUGAGUACAGUGGAAAAUUGAAGUUUCUGGCGGCCAUGUGGCCGAAGGAGCAUUUGGCUCUUUUGGCCCCACGUGCGGCCCUCCUUACAGAGGGCACAGCGUUCAAGAAGGUUGCGAAGAUCGAUGCCGAGAAACUCAAGUCUUCCGAUGACUCAGGGGUUCGCCUUUUGGUGUCUACGCUGGGAGGGUCCUGGGGUAAGACAGCCUUGGAGGAGAAGUAUGAUUGUUUUGAGAAGGCUAUCUACGGAACUCUUCAGAAGAGCGAUGAGAGCAACGACAGCUACCUGGCAAGGCAUGAUGUUCAUUUUGAGGAGCUCCUCCUGCAGGGAACCGCGUUGGAGGAGGUCAGGGCAUACAUCCUGCUUAGGCAGUCCCAGGUGUCUUCAGAGGACCGGAAGAAGAUCGUUGUGGAGAUGGGUGGCACAUUGAAGUAUGAGAAGGUGUGCAGUGCCAUCAGGCUCCUGGGAUCCCGGUUCUUUUCCGACCUUCAGGGGCAAAGGACAGCCCGGACCAAGGUCUACGAUGCCAACUUGGUCGAGGAACCUCCCUUGGAGGACUUCGAGCGAGCUUAUCAUGCCAACGCGCCAGGCCCGGCUGAGGAGAUCGAUGGAGAGCUCGAUCAGGAGUACAUUGAUGCUCUUGUGGCGGCUGAUGACCCAGACGCCACCCAGAUCCAAGUGUUUGAAGAUGAACUUGAGACGUUUUUUCAAGAUGUGCCAGACUUGCAAGAUGCGCUUGUUUCGUAUCUUGAGGCGAGGAACCGUUUGCAAGCUAAGAAGCGCUCAAGGGGAUUUUGGCCCAUUGGGAGUUCUCAGAAGGGUUUCAAGGGAAGCAAGGGCAACAAGGGUGGUGGUAAAGGCAAGUCCAAGGGGGCCAAGGAGCAGCUCCUUGCUCGUAUUGCCAAAAGCCACUGUCGCCUGUGCGGCGAAAGGGGACACUGGAAAGCCGAGUGCCCUCGCAAAACCAGUGCAGGUCCCAAGACUGAGGCCACCACGACGAUGGCUGAGGUCCUGGAAGAUGCGUCGAUCUCCGAGGCAGCCGACUCGCCCGCCCCGGAAGUGCUGACGACGCUUCCCGAGGAAGCGCUUUCCUUGGAGGAGGCCCUUUUCGCUGAAGAACCUCCCAAACUUAGGCCCACCACUUGUGGGGAAGCAGCCUUGACUGAGCCGCCAGCAGGCUUGUCUCACGUUUUGUGGCUGAGCAUCGAGAUCGUGCCAGGACGGACGAUUCACCUGAAGCGGUUGAACGUGAGCCGUCGCCUGCGCACCGGUCCAACCGGACUCUACAUGCUAGACCUGACCGAGUUGUGUGAAGAGAACAGCCGAACUGCAGAGUGCCAGAAUGCCAGUGAAGAUUCCUUGUCGGCUGACCCCACACUGUCCUACACCAUUCCACAGCUGGAGGCCAUGGAUGUGAACGAACUCGGAGCCUUUCAGAUCGAUUUCGGUCGAAAGUUUGUCGGCAAGACUUUUGCCGAGGCUCUGGAGGCUUCCCCAGAAUGGGGAAAGUGGUGCUGCGAUCACCUCAAGGACUCACCGAAGCAGAAGCACCGCGCCCUCCUCAUCUACAUCCGCAAGUAUGUGGAACAGGCCGAGAAGAUCGAGACCGAGCUGCAAGCCAGCUGUCCCCGCGAUCUGCCGAAAGUGACCAAGACAAGCGAGGUCACUCCCAAGGCCAAGACAGGCGGGAAGGGCAAGGCCUCAUCCGUGGACGAGCCCUGGGACGUGAUCGAAGCGGAAGGUUCCGCCGUGGAGGAUCAGGUGAGUGCCCUCGCUGGCCACGUGGAUCAACAGGUCCAAGCGCUGAAUGGGCGCAUGGGGCAAAUGGAGCAGAUCAUGCAACAGGUGCUGGGAGCAAUCCAGGAGCUCCAUGCCCGAGAAAUCCUUCAUCAGCAAGUCUCCGUGAAGGCGUUAAAGAGCUUCCUGCGCACAGCGCCGUGGCAUUCGCUUGCCAAGGAGGUUGCCUGGGCUACCUUUCAAGACUCCCAGCUAAAGUACGGGAUUCCCACCGAGCAGCAACUGGAUCUUCUAGAGAUUCAUGCACCCGAGGAUAGCCAGUUAACUCAGUGGGUCCAUAGGUGUUUGAGUGGCAACGAAGACAUGGUAGGGAAUUCCAUCUAG